Molecule: messenger RNA, 2913 nt
Organism: Rhinolophus ferrumequinum (greater horseshoe bat)
Lineage: Eukaryota; Metazoa; Chordata; Mammalia; Chiroptera; Rhinolophidae
Gene: STRA6
Product: signaling receptor and transporter of retinol STRA6
Exons: 19
Coding region: 111-2243 (710 amino acids)
Biological process (GO): vitamin A import into cell
Cellular component (GO): plasma membrane
Molecular function (GO): retinol transmembrane transporter activity; signaling receptor activity
Source: RefSeq, a predicted model, not a curated record
GCUGGGCAGCAGCAGGACGCCAGGCCAGCCGCUCACGUUAUUAAAAGCUUAGCUGGUGGUUCCCCUCCAGCUUGGUGCAAUCCUUCCAGCCCUCCCCUCCCCUGUGAUGGAUGGUGACAAAUGAGGCCUCUUUUCACAUCGGUAGUGGCUCUUUUCCUCUUGUCUGGGAGUCAAAGAAGAAGGGUCCGAGAAUGUCCAGCGCAGCCGGGAACCAGACCACCUCAGGGGACACAGACGACUAUUCCUAUGGCAGCUGGUACAUCGACGAGCCCCCGGGUGGCCAGGAGCUCCAGCCCGAGGGAAUGGUACCCUCCUGCCACCCCAGUGUGGCCCCUGGCCUUCUCCAUGCCUGCCUGGCCGUGCUGUCGGUCCUUGUGUUGCUGCUGCUGGCCAUGUUGGUGAGGCGCCGCCAGCUCUGGCCCCACUGCGGACAUGGCAGGCCCGGGCUGCCCAGCCCUGUAGAUUUCUCGGCUGGGGACGGGCCCUGGACCGUGCCCGCGGCUAUCUUCAUGGUCCUCUUCAGUUCCCUGUGCCUGCUGCUGCCUGCCGAGGCCUCGCUGCCCUUCCUGACCCUGGCCUCACCUCUCAGCCCAGAUGGGGAAACUGAGACUCCAAGAGGGUCCUGGAAGAUGCUGGCCCUGCUCUAUUACCCUGCCCUCUACUACCCACUGGCUGCCUGUGCCACAGUCAGGCAUGGAGCCUCACAUCUGCUUGGCACCGUGCUUUCCUGGGCUCACUUUGGGGUCCAGGUCUGGCAGAGGGCAGAGUGUCCCCAGGCGCCCAAGAUCUACAAGUACUACUCCCUGCUGGCCUCCCUGCCUCUCCUUCUGGGCCUUGGAUUCCUGAGCCUGUGGUACCCGGUGCAGCUGGUGAGAAGCUUCAGCCAUAGGACUGGAGUAGGCUCUGAGGGGCGGCAGAGCAGAUACGCUGAGGAAUAUCUGAGGACCCUCCUUUGUCGGAAGAAGCUGGGAAGCAGCUCCCAUACCUCCAAGCAUGGCUUCCUGUCCCGGGCCUGGAUCUGCUUCAGACACUGCAUCUAUACUCCACAGCCAGGCUUCCGACUCCCCCUGAAGCUCGUGCUUUCCGCCACCCUGACAGGGACGGCCAUCUAUCAGGUGGCCCUGCUGUUGUUGGUGGGCGUGGUACCCACCAUUCAGAAGGUGAGGGCAGGGAUCACCACGGAUGUCUCCUACCUGCUGGCCGGCUUUGGGAUCCAGCUCUCUGAGGACAAGCAGGAGGUAGUGGAGCUGGUGAAGCACCACCUGUGGGCGCUAGAAGUUUGCUACAUCUCGGCCUUGGUCCUGUCUUGCCUACUCACCUUCUUCGUGCUGAUCCGCUCCCUGGUGACACACAGGGCCAACCUGCAAGCUCUGCACCGAGGGGCUGCGCUGCGCCUGGGCCCCCUGCCUCAGAGCCGCCAUCCCUCCCGCCAGGCCAUAUUCUGUUGGAUGAACUUCAGCGCCUACCAGACUGCUUUUACCUGCCUUGGGCUCCUGGUACAGCAGGUCAUCUUCUUCCUGGGGACCGUGGCUCUGGCUUUCCUGGUGUUCAUGCCCGUGUUCCACGGCAGGAACCUCCUACUCCUUCGAUCGCUGGAGUCCUCGUGGCCCUUCUGGCUGACCUUGGCCCUGGCUGUGAUCCUGCAGAACAUGGCAGCUCACUGGAUCUUCCUGGAGACUCACCAUGGACGGGCAGAGCUCACUAACCGGCGCAUGCUGUACGCGGCCACCUUCUUUUUCUUCCCCAUCAACGUGCUGGUGGGUGCCGUGGUAGCCGGCUGGCGAGUGCUCCUCUCUGCCCUCUACAAUGCCGUCCACUUUGGCCAGAUGGACCUCAGUCUGCUGCCACCUAGAGCCGCCACUCUUGACCCAGGGCCUGUCUGGGGCCCUUCUACCCAGCACUGCCAUCUCUCACCCACCCCAGGCUACCACACAUACUGCAACUUCUUGAAGAUUGAGGUCAGCCAGGCGCAUCCAGCCAUGAUAGCCUUUUGUGCCCUGCUCCUGCGAACACAGAAGCCCCGGCCUCCCGGGACCCCCCAGGAUGGCCUCAGACUCAGGGCGGAAGAAGAAGGGAUGCAGUUGCUACAGACCAAGGACCCUGUGGCCAAGGGAACAGGGCCCAGGGCCCCCCAAGGCAGGGCCCGCUGGGCUCUGGCCUACACACUGCUGCACAACCCAGCCCUACAGGCCUUCCGGAAGCGGGCCCUGUCAGGUCCCCAGGCCACUGGCGCCCAGUCCUGAGCGUGAGAGAGGCCCAGCCACACGCUCCCAUCUGCACGGAGUGCUCCCCCAGCCCCUCCCUCCCAGCUCUCCCAGCGUCACCCUGCCGUGUCAGCCUCUCUGCUUAGUACCAGCUCUGCCAGCAGGUCCCCUGGACGAGGACCCCAGUGGCCAGCCCCAGAGACUGGAGGUCACCCUGGUUGGGUGGAGGCCUGUCCACACUACAAGUCUCAGGUGGGCUCUAGUCUGCCCCCUUGGUCUUGGAAGCCAGAGGGGGCUCUGGAGAAAGUAACUGGUGGUUUAGGCCCUUGGUCCAGGAGCCAGUGGAACCAGGGCGGAAACAUCUAGGCCUCUCCCCACGCUGGCUCUGCUGCCAGCCUCCAGGGCACACUGAAGCCUUGGGCACACUGAGGUUGGUGAUUCCGUCUGGGACAGCUUCUUGCUCCAGCUCAGCCCCGCCUCAGCCUUGGACCUCAGCACCUCUCUCCUGCAGCGUCCGCCUCUCCGUUCUGGGGCCUCGGGGCCUGCAGGGCAGCCGGGGAGGAAACCAAUGGGUUCCUACAGCAACAGAGUCACGGCUCACACCUGGCCCCACGUGGAGCUGCCCACACUUGAGAGCCUGAUAUUUUUGUAGUUGGUAUGCCUUUAGAUACUAUGAAAGAGGUUAGUGUAUUCCCUGUAAUAAACUUGU